UCCUUCCCAGGCACAGCGGCACAGCGUGCCUCGGACACCAGCCCGGCCUCUGUUUCUGCUCCCUCCUGACAGGCCAGUCAGGAUCAAAGCAUACCAGCAAGCAGCAUGGCUACAAAGUGUGAGAAGUGUGGACCGGGCUACCCUACCCCUCUGGAGGCCAUGAAAGGACCCAGGGAAGAGAUUAUCUACCUGCCCUGUAUUUACCGAAACACAGGCAUUGAGGCCCCGGAUUAUUUGGCCACCGUGGACGUUGACCCCAAGUCUCCCCACUAUUGCCAGGUCAUCCACCGGCUGCCCAUGCCCAACCUGAAGGACGAACUGCAUCACUCAGGAUGGAACACCUGCAGCAGCUGCUUCGGGGACAGCACCAAGUCCCGCACCAAGCUGAUGCUGCCCUGUCUCAUGUCCUCCCGCAUCUAUGUGGUGGAUGUGGGCUCCGAGCCCCGUGCCCCAAAGCUACACAAGGUCAUUGAGGCUGAAGACAUCCAUGCCAAGUGUGACCUGGGCUACGUCCAUACCAGCCACUGCCUGGCUAGCGGGGAGGUGAUGGUCAGCUCCCUGGGAGACCCCAAGGGCAAUGGCAAAGGGGGUUUCGUGCUGCUGGAUGGAGAGACAUUCGAGGUGAAGGGAACAUGGGAACGGCCUGGGGGCGCUGCACCCAUGGGCUAUGACUUCUGGUACCAGCCUCGACACAAUGUCAUGAUCAGCAGUGAAUGGGCGGCUCCCAAUGUCUUUCGAGAUGGCUUCAACCCCGCUGAUGUAGAGGCAGGGCUGUAUGGAAGCCAUUUACACGUGUGGGACUGGCAGCGCCAUGAGAUCGUGCAGACCCUGCCCCUGCAGGACGGGCUCAUCCCCCUGGAGGUCCGCUUCCUGCACAACCCAGACGCGGCCCAGGGCUUCGUGGGCUGUGCCCUCAGCUCCACCAUCCAGCGCUUCUACAAGAAUCAGGGAGGUACUUGGUCAGUGGAGAAGGUCAUCCAGGUGCCCCCCAAGAAAGUGAAGGGCUGGAUGCUGCCCGAAAUGCCCGGUCUGAUCACCGACAUCCUGCUAUCUCUGGAUGACCGCUUCCUCUACUUCAGCAACUGGCUGCACGGGGACCUGCGGCAGUAUGACAUCUCUGACCCUCAGAGGCCCCGCCUCACGGGACAGCUCUUCCUUGGGGGCAGCAUUGUUAAGGGAGGGCCCGUGCAAGUGCUGGAGGACCAGGAGCUAAAAUCCCAGCCAGAGCCCCUGGUGGUCAAGGGGAAACGGGUACCCGGAGGCCCUCAGAUGAUCCAGCUGAGCCUAGACGGGAAACGUCUGUACGUCACCACAUCUCUGUACAGUGCCUGGGACAAGCAGUUUUACCCUGAUCUCAUCAGGGAAGGCUCUGUGAUGCUGCAGAUCGAUGUAGACACAGUAAAGGGAGGCCUGAAGUUGAACCCCAACUUCCUGGUGGACUUUGGGAAGGAGCCCCUAGGUCCAGCCCUGGCCCAUGAGCUCCGCUACCCCGGGGGUGACUGCAGCUCUGACAUUUGGGUCUGAAGUCCACCCCGGGUAGCCCCAUCCCACAUCUGAGCCCUCACUUCCUCAGACACCUGGCUUCAUGCUGCUCCCUCUUGGCCCCCACGCCUUGGCAGAUAGUCCCACCAAAGCCAAACAGAGGCUAUUGGGACGUAUUGAGUGGUGUCUUCAUUUACUGACUACCUGUUGCAUGUUGCUCACUGGCUGUUUUUACACAAACUCUUGGAAAUUGCUUUACCAAGAAAUAAACUAUGGAACCUAUUUCUUAGAUCACCUUGUCUUUGGGGGCACAGUCUGUGACCCCGCUUCUGCUGAUCCUUUGUAUCUUGUAUGGGAAAGUCCUGACGAGGACUCCGGGGGACUGACUAGUUCACACCAGGGAUUACAACAUGAUACUGAAGGUCACCAAAUCUCACUUCUAUGGCCAGACAGAAUGUGAAGACUUUGGAGGUGCUUGUCACAAGGAGACCUGAGGGGACAGAGUGUCUACUGGUGUUCCUAAACUUCACUAUUUUUUUCAAUCCAUCCUCCACAGCCUGGAGGCUUUUAGGCCCCCUCUCCAGGAUGGGGCCUCCUGCACUUAACCUCAGCAUGAACAUAUGUCACAUUACAUUGAGACUACCUGCUUAUUCCCAGCACCUGGCUUGUGCCUUAGCACAAAGAAUGCUUUACUGAACAAAUGAAAGUAAGGAGGCAUGUGUGACGCGUGACUUAUGGGGGCCUUGGGAUCUAGUGUGUCUUACUAGACGUUUCUCUCCUAAGUUUGUCCCCUGUCCUUUUCAAUGACCAAACUGCUUCAGAAAGAAAAAGGAUCAUAUCGUUCUACAUCGUAUUUAAAUAUUUCUAAAGGUCUGGGGC
Molecule: messenger RNA, 2361 nt
Organism: Prionailurus viverrinus (fishing cat)
Lineage: Eukaryota; Metazoa; Chordata; Mammalia; Carnivora; Felidae
Gene: SELENBP1
Product: selenium binding protein 1
Exons: 12
Coding region: 106-1524 (472 amino acids)
Molecular function (GO): selenium binding
Source: RefSeq, a predicted model, not a curated record